Messenger RNA from Odocoileus virginianus texanus, 2524 nucleotides. Lineage: Eukaryota; Metazoa; Chordata; Mammalia; Artiodactyla; Cervidae. The record is from RefSeq and is a predicted model, not a curated record.
GCCCGGGGAGCCAGGACGAGCCGCCUGGGCUCUGCGUAGCCGGCGGCUCGGGGGCUCCAUCCGACACCCUCCGCACAUGAGGCCAUGAGGCACCCACUGGACCAGGGCCAGGUCACCCCUCCCUGCCCCUUACCCCAUCCAGGAGCUCCUUGCUGUCUCACAUCUGGGAGCUGAGGGAGCCCUGGAGGCUGGGGGCCUGCCUGUGAGGGGGUGUCUCUGCCGGGCACCAGCCCUAGCUCCCACCAGCCACACCCUCUGCAAGGUCUCAUAGAAUACUGGACAGAACCGAGCUGGUCCCCAUUACACAGAUGGGGAAACUGAGGCCAGAGAAAGAGGAGCACCUGGCCCCUGGCCAUACCAGAAGACCCCGCUCCCUCUGGAACCUCUUGCUUCUGCUGUGGACCUUCCUGAAUUGUGGUUUGGGGGGCAACGCUCAGGGUCCAGGUGAGUGGACGCCAUGGGGUUCCUGGAGUCGCUGUUCCAGCUCUUGCGGGCGAGGGCUCUCAGUGCGCAGCCGGAGAUGUAUCCGGUUUCCAAGGGAAGAACUGUGCUGGGGAGACACCCAUGAGUACCGCCUCUGCCAGCAGCCUGACUGUCCCCCAGGGGCCAUGCCCUUUCGAGACCUCCAAUGUGCCCUCUACAAUGGCCACCCCGUCCUAGGCACCCAGAAGACCUACCAAUGGGUGCCCUUCUAUGGUGCACCCAACCAGUGCGACCUCAACUGCCUAGCCGUGGGGCACGACUUCUAUCACAGCUUCGGUCGCGUGCUGGACGGUACCCCCUGCAGUCCGGGCGCCCAGGGACUCUGCGUGGCUGGCCGCUGCCUCAGUGCCGGCUGUGACGGUUUGCUGGGCUCCGACGCCCGCGAAGACCGCUGCGGCCGCUGCGGCGGCGCCAACGAUUCGUGCCUCUUCGUACAGCGCGUGUUCCGCGACGCCGGUGCCUUCGCUGGGUACUGGAACGUGACCCUGAUCCCCGAGGGUGCCAGACACAUCCGCGCCGCCCACCGGAGCCGGAACCACCUGGCGCUGAUGGGCGGCGACGGGCGCUACGUGCUCAACGGGAACUGGGCGGUCAGCCCAGCCGGGACCUACGAGGCAGCGGGCACCCGCGUGAUCUACACCCGCGCCACAGGGCCGGAGGAGACGCUGCGCGCCGCCGGGCCCACCUCCGAAGACCUGCUCCUGCAGGUGGGGGUGGGCCUGAGAGGGCGGCUGGGCGUUGGGGGUGGGGUCAAAGAAUCUUGGGUGGAGCCCAACCCAGGCAUUGAAUUCGAGUUCUGGCUCCCUCGGGAGCGCUAUGGCCCCUUCCAGGCGCAGGCUCAGGUCUUGGGCUGGUCCCCGCGGCAGCCUCAGCCUCGGGAGGUAGACCCUCAGCCCCUUGAGUCCCCCACUGUCAUCCCUCCACCGAUCCCGAUCCCCACUCCAGAGCCCUGUCCCCCCUGCCCGGACACCCGCGGUCGUGCCCACCGGUUGCUCCACUAUUGCGGCAGUGACUUCGUGUUCCAGGCCCGGGUGCUGGGCCGCGUCCGCCAGGCCCAGGAGACCCGCUAUGAGGUGCGUGUACAGCUCAUCUACAAGAACCGCUCUCCACUGCGGGCCCUGGAGUACGUGUGGGCGCCAAGCCGCUGCCCUUGCCCCCCGCUGGCCCUCCAUCGGGACUACCUGCUGGCUGCCCGGCGCCUCAUUAGCCCUGAUGGCACCCAGGACCGGCUGCUACUCCCCCAUGCUGGCUACGCCCGGCUCUGGAGCCCCGCCGAGGACAGUCGCGUGCGCCUGGCUGCACGGCACUGCCCUCUCUGAGCCCCCGGACCAGACCUUGGCCACACAUGGGUGACUAGUCUAAGUCAGCAUAUGUCUCCUCUUUCUAUAGCUUCCAGGGAGCUAGGAACUGUUUGUCUUCCACCUGCAGCUCUAUGACUCCCAUCAUCACACUCAGAUACCCCUACUUUCAGAGCCACUGUCACCAGCAGGUCCACAGUGGUGAGGACUCAAUGAACAGACUUUUAAUUCUGGUUUCGUCUCUCACCUUGGCUGCCAGGAAACGCAUAGCUGUUCUACACCCAGACACUUUGUGUCUGCUUUUAUUCCCCUUGCUUCACACUCAUGUGCUCAGAGACAUUGUCACACACAAGCCUGGUCCCAGGAAAACAUGCCUAAAGAGACGUGGUAACGGUUUUCCCUCUUGUCCUGCCUACCAGGAAGUUCAUCACUGUUUAACCCCCAACACUCUCUCCUUUUAGGCUGCUACUUACACACGCACUCUCAUAUUUUCAGAGACACUGUCACAAACAGGCAUGACCCCCAGAAAACAUGCCUACCCAGGCACUGUAACAUACCAAUUUCCCCUUUUGCCCUUGCUACCAGGAAGUUCACAGAUAAUCUUAACAGCUUCAGCAAUUUGAGGGUGGGGUGGGCUUUCCUCCAGGCAACCCUGCUGUUCACCCCUUUUUUUAUUCCUAUUUAAUUUUUACAAGAGCUGUUUUUUAAAAAAAUAAUAAAAAAAACAAGCCCAGUUACACACA